Molecule: messenger RNA, 2805 nt
Organism: Symbiodinium sp. CCMP2592
Lineage: Eukaryota; Dinophyceae; Suessiales; Symbiodiniaceae
Source: the annotation of a GenBank genome assembly
AUGGCAGCAAAUGGCGACUAUCAAAAGAUGGAAGAUGUGGCUUCCGGACCGCUGGAACCGCCAUUUGCGCUAUCGAGGCUGAAUGAUGACAAAGAUGGGCUACUUAAGGGCUUGACAGAUGCCCGAGUCGCUGAAUUGGUUGAGCAGUACGGGCUGAAUCAAGUGCCCGAAGACAAAGAGCCGCUAUGGAAGAUGUUUCUCAAACAGUUCACCGGCCCAAUGCAAAUCAUGAUUGAGUGUGCCGCAUUGCUUUGUUUCCUGAUCCACAACUGGCCUGAUUUUACCAUCAUCAUGAUCCUUUUGGUGACCAAUGGCGUGCUCGGGUUCAUCGAAGAGAAAAACGCUCAAGCUUCUGUCGAUGCCUUGAAGGCUGGACUAGAGAAGAAGAUGCCCGUGAAGAGAAACGGCACGUUUGAGAGCAUCCCGGUCGUUCAAGUGGUUCCCGGAGAUGUGCUUUUCAUGCGGGGCGGUGACAUCGUGCCAGCGGAUUGCUACUGGCUAGAAGGUGACCCUUGCCAGGUCGACGAGGCAGCCCUCACUGGCGAGUCCCUGCCAGUGAAAGUCCCCCGCAAGGAUGAUGAGGGGAAGCCUUUUUCUGGCCGGCAGAUGUGGUCGGGAUCCAUUUUGAAGGUCGGUGAGUGCCAGGCAGUGGUCAGUCACACCGGUGUCAAUACUAUGAUCGGGGAAGCUGCGAAGGCAAUCCAAGAAGCUGGAGGCAAAGACAUUGGCGUCUUUGAAGGGAAAAUCAUUGAAGCCGCACAAGUGCUCAUUCUUAUCACAGUCCUUGUUGUGGCAUUCCUCUUCAAUUUCAUGUACUUUGCACAAGGUGUUCCCCUCGUGGAGGUGCUUGAGAUGUCUCUUUCUCUGGUAAUUGCAUCGGUGCCUGUUGCCCUUCCUAUGGUCAUGAAAGUCACUUUAUCUAUCGGCGCGAAGGAGCUCGCAGAUGAGGGUGGCAUCGUGACGCACUUGACCGCAUUGGAAGAGAUCGCUUCGAUGAAAUGCCUUUGCUCAGACAAGACUGGGACACUCACCACUGCGCAGAUGACUGUGUACUAUGAUGAAACUGCCAGGUCAUACAGCGGGUUCUCGACGGAGCAGGUGCUGGAGUUUGCAUCUUUGGCAUCGAAUGAAGCCAACAAAGACGAUCCUAUCGAUGCAGCUGUUCUCCGGGCGUACUCAAAGAUGAAAGGUGCUGCCACCGUGGAGGCAGCAAUCGACAAGCGAAAACUCGAGUUUGCUUUGGACAAAGAUGGUUUCAUGGGCUUCAAUCCUAUCGUGAAGCGGACAUGCGCUGCCGUCACAGCGUCAGAUGGCACGAAAUGGUUCUGUGCGAAGGGCAUGGUCGACGUGAUCUUGAAGACAAAUCCGGAUGACGAAGGCAAGCAGUGGACUGUUGCUGACUACGACUCCAUGUCCAAGGAAGCUUCCAAGGCAGACGCUGACCUUGGGGUCUCUGGCUUCAAGACCCUAGGUGUUGCAGUCGCAAAGAACGGUGGCCCAAUGCAAUUUGCUGGUAUUUUGCCCAUCAUGGAUCCGCCCAGGCAUGACACCAAAGAGACUAUUCGCAAGAUCAAAGAGGCACAGGUUGCCGUGAAAAUGAUCACGGGGGAUCAUCACAAUAUCGGCAAAGAGUUAGCCAGACAGAUUGACCUCGGGACGGACAUCAGAACUCCGGACUGCUUGCACCCCGCCAGCGAAGCCCGUGAUUUCAUUGUGCUUCAGGCUGAUGGCUUUGCAAAGGUCAAGCCUCUGGACAAGCAUGAGGUUGUGUCCGUACUACAGGACAAGGGGUUGGUGGUUGGCAUGACGGGCGAUGGCGUCAACGACGCUCCGGCAUUGGCGAAGGCACAAAUUGGCAUCGCGGUACACGGAGCCACUGACGCCGCGAAGUCUGCUGGUGAUAUAGUCUUGACACGAGACGGUCUCUCGCCAAUCUACACAGCCAUUCAGAUCUCGAGACGGAUCUUCAAACGGUUGAAAUCAUACGUAAUUUAUCGCAUCUGCAUUACAGUGCAAGUCGUGUUCUUCUUGGCCGCGCUGGCCAUUUUCUUUGACCUCCGUUUCAAGGCUCUUUACAUUAUCUUGCUCGCGCUCUUCCAUGACCUGCAGAUUGUGACGAUUGCUUACGACCACCAGAUCGCCGGACAUAAACCCGAGACACCCACUGUGCUGGGACUACUGCUGCAAAGUUACUCCAUGGGCAUUCUGAUGUUUGCUCAAACGAUGCUGCUGGUCUCUUGUGGCCACUACUUCCUCUCGGAUAGAUUUGCAGACGGUUACUUCGCAAGUGUGGACGCUACAGCGGCGGGUACCGAAAUGGACAAGUACAUGGAGACCACCAUUUUCCUACAGAUCUCCAACUCAUCGGCAAUUCUGAUCUUCUCGGCACGCACAGUUGGAUUCUUCUUUACAAGCAUGCCGGCAUGGCAAUUGGCGUUGUCGACUGCGCUGGGGCAGGUCCUGAUCAACGUGUGGUGCCUGUGGGCUCCUUCCGGCCUGGUAGACAAGCUGGAGCCCAUGGACGUUUUAGGCAUCUGGCUGUACGACAUUGCUUGGCUUCUCCUACUGGAUCUCGUGAAGAUAGUUGCUGGUCGGCUCUGGGAUAAGUACAAGCCUGCAGCUAUUGAUCGAAACCCUGCCUUGACGGCCCGUGACCGCAACAGUCGGCGCUUGUCCAACAACCUGCGCCCCUCAUACAUGCUGGCGCAAGUGGGAGAUCAGAAGUCUGGGGUCGACGCACAACUGAGUCAGGUCCCCCUUCAGCAAAGGAACUCGCUUCGUUUAUCCAGGACCUACAAGAAGUAG